AGAUCGACAACAAGAAAGAAGUGAGGCAGAGAAGCACGAUGGAUGAAUUCAGAUGGAUUCAAAUGUUUUUAUGUGUGAUGCUGAUGAUUCAGAUUGCAGUAUCUGAAACUGAAACCUCCAUUUUUAUGAAAGUUGGAGAUGACGUCACUCUGCUUUGUCUAAAUGUGAUAGAUGAGCAGAAUAACUGUGACGGUACUGAGUGGACCUUUACUUCAAGGCACAAAACAACAGUAGAGCUGAUCACACUUGGACAGAUUGGUGAAGAAGCCAAAAUCAAAUCAGACAGACUGAGUGUUACAGCGAACUGUUCUCUGGUUAUUAAGAAUCUCACAUUUGAGGAAGUUGGUCUUUAUUCAUGCCUACAGUACAAAUUAGGAGAAAUACAAACUCUAAACACUCUGGUUCAUCAGUCUCAGGUUAAUCUUUUUAUUAUUAGUUUAACUGAACACAUGGGCACUGAUGAGGUCAUUUUAAACUGCUCUGUGGUGACAUAUGGACAGUGUCAUCACACCGUUAAUUGGCUACUUAAAGGUCAAGAUGUGAACAAAGAUAACAAAGAAAUACUGACCUCACAGACUGACUGCUCCACUACUGUGACCUUUUGGAAGUCUCACUAUAUUUAUCCAUCAAGAUAUGAGAACAUGAAGUGUGAAGUGACUGAUGCUAAGACAGGAAGUGUGCAGCUGUUUACCUUCAGCUAUCAGUCCUCAGAUGAGGAAACAGAUGACAAAAAAACAACACAGAAACCAACAAGAAAAACCGAAAGAUACAGAAAAGAAACAGAAACAACCACAACACCAAUGAAGGAUGAUUCACAUGAUUUUUCUGUAUCUUCGAGGUUCAUUAUUGUCUCAGUGGGUUUAGCAACACUUUUAAUCACUGCUGUGACAGUCAACAUAUGGAGCAGAACUAAAGGUCAGAAAACACAGAUGGAUCAAACCACAGUACAUUAUGAUAAAGAUGAAGAUGAUGUUUCAAUAAACUAUGAAAGCAUUGGAGGCUCUGGUGUUUCUGUCAGAUACCACUGAUCAACAACAUCAGCUCAGCAGAAAAAAAACUGCUGUUGUAUUAUCAGUAUAAUCUUAUCUAGUUUAUUAGAUUUAAUCCUAUUGUUACGGCCCUGGUCAUCUUUUGAAUCACAGUGGGUGGAUUUUGCUGGCAGCUGCUGAUUGGUUCCAUCAUCAAGUGGCUGUUUUAAAAACCCUCUCCAGCAGACUCCCCGUCAGUAACUGACAGCAGCAGCAGGCCCGUCCUUGGCCUCCAAACCAUCUAUGACAGAUUUGGGUGUGUGAUUUCAGAGAAUUGCUAAGUUUUGUAUAUAGUGUGUUGAUACUUUCACUUUUAACUAAGCGCUGAAGCUGAUGGUGUGAACUGCCUUAUUAUUGGGGGUAGUGCUUGGCUUUUGUUUGGUUUUUUGUUUUAGAUUCCUGAAAGACCAUUAUGAGUUUUGUAGCAUGUCUUUAUUGACCGUUAAAUAGCAUCACUAGACUUUUAAAUCUGUAUUAGUUUCUCCUUUUUUAUUGCUUACAAUGAUUUCAUCUGGAAAUAAAAUGUUUUUCUAUUCA
This is a messenger RNA of Oreochromis aureus, 1565 nucleotides long. RefSeq lists its product as uncharacterized. The coding region runs from base 39 to 1028 and encodes 329 amino acids. The transcript has 7 exons. Gene Ontology annotation, biological process: interleukin-15-mediated signaling pathway; T cell activation; positive regulation of ERK1 and ERK2 cascade. NCBI's taxonomy places the organism in Eukaryota, Metazoa, Chordata, Actinopteri, Cichliformes, Cichlidae. The record is from RefSeq and is a predicted model, not a curated record. Gene Ontology annotation, molecular function: protein tyrosine kinase binding; MHC class II protein binding. Gene Ontology annotation, cellular component: membrane raft; external side of plasma membrane.